CAUCAUUCCACACCUGCCGGACAACUGACAGCCUCACCUUUUAAACGAUACCAUUCAUUCUUCAGCUGCAUCAGUUGCACCAGUCGCCUCUCGAUCGGAAUGGCGAGCACAUUACCAACUUUGGCCAUUCCAGGCCAGCGUCUGGCCCCUGUGAGCUCUUACGCCGCAGGACCCGGCACUCAUGUGCAAAAUGCGAACAUCUACGCCUCCAUCGCCGGACCCGUUCUCGUAAACCCCGCGAGCUCUAAAACCGCCAAGUCCUCUCUGAGCGUCUCUCGCAGCCCCCUCCGCACAGCUGCUCCUGCUGCCCCUCAGUCCGCACCGAAGUCCACCGCUCCCGGCCCCUCCAAACCUCGGUACAACACUCUCCCGGCCGUUGACUCGAUUGUGCUCGCCCGCGUGACGCGCGUGCAGAAGCGACAGGCCACGGUCUCCAUCCUCGUCGUGCUCGACGAGUCAGCCAGCAACAAGGCGGGCCAGCCGCCGACCACGACGACGGCCCCCACCGGCGGUGCGUCGGACAACGACAAUAUCGAAGCGAUCCUCUCCUCCGCCGCCAACCCGGAGAACCACAGCAACUCGGACGAGCUCCGGUUCCAGGCGCUGAUCCGCAAGGAGGACGUCCGGGCCGUCGAGAAGGACCGCGUGGUCAUGGACGAGAUGUUCCGCGUGGGGGACAUCGUGCGCGGCACCGUGAUCUCCCUGGGCGACCAGAGCUUCUAUUACCUGACGACGGCGCGCAACGACCUCGGCGUGGUGAUGGCGCGCAGCGAGGCGGGCAAUAUGAUGUUCCCUGUCAGCUGGAAGGAGAUGCGGGAUCCUGUCACGGGCGUGGCGGAGCUGAGGAAGGUCGCGCGGCCGUUUUGAGGCUCUUGCGUGAACCCUUUGCGCAAUCUGAUGAUGAUGAUUAUUAUGAUAAUGAUGAAUCUGA
Molecule: messenger RNA, 931 nt
Organism: Aspergillus uvarum CBS 121591
Lineage: Eukaryota; Fungi; Ascomycota; Eurotiomycetes; Eurotiales; Aspergillaceae
Product: exosome non-catalytic core subunit CSL4
Exons: 1
Coding region: 100-867 (255 amino acids)
Biological process (GO): RNA processing
Cellular component (GO): cytoplasm; nuclear exosome (RNase complex)
Molecular function (GO): RNA binding
Source: RefSeq, a predicted model, not a curated record